Messenger RNA from Vicia faba (fava bean), 384 nucleotides. Lineage: Eukaryota; Viridiplantae; Streptophyta; Magnoliopsida; Fabales; Fabaceae. The record is from the annotation of a GenBank genome assembly.
AUGAGUAGAAGUAUAGGUUCUAAAGAUUUUGGAGAAGUGAAAGAUGCAAGAGCAAUAUUUCCCAUAUGGGAUUGUGGUAGUCCAUUAUAUGACUCAUGUGAAUUGGCCACACUUUCUCAUAUAGUUGAGAGACAAAUGAUGGAGUGGCCAUAUCUUGGAGGAUCUAAGCAAAUCAUCGCAAAGGUCUUUGAUCUUGAUGAAGUAAAGAUUUCAACUGGAAAAGCCAAAGGUUCUUCCAAGUGGAUCAAUUUAAGGGAAUUUUUUGAGAAAAUCUUGUGGAAGAGAAAGAGAAAUGGAAAGCAGAGAAGCACAAGAAAAAUAGUUAUCGAGUUUUUUGGUUUUUAUGGUCGAUUUGUUUGUGGAAGAAAUGAAGUACUCACAUGA